Messenger RNA from Megachile rotundata (alfalfa leafcutting bee), 2091 nucleotides. Its product is annotated as sorting nexin-30. The record is from RefSeq and is a predicted model, not a curated record. Gene Ontology annotation, molecular function: phosphatidylinositol binding. Lineage: Eukaryota; Metazoa; Arthropoda; Insecta; Hymenoptera; Megachilidae. Gene Ontology annotation, biological process: autophagy of mitochondrion; endocytic recycling; reticulophagy. Gene Ontology annotation, cellular component: phagophore assembly site; early endosome.
UUUUAGUAAUGCUGCGCAUCGUGACUGACUGUGACGCAGUGUCGCUGAAGCUCUGUUGCUUGACAGUUUAAAGCGGCUUAAAGAUGAUGACUUCGUCAGAAACCGAGGUAGAAAAAUUAGGUGAAAGCAAUACGGAAGAUUCGGCAAUUUUAGAAGUAAGCACAAUGGCAGUUGGCGGUGUUAUAAAACAAGAAAGCCGUGAUACGGAUUUUCUGUCAAACUGUAGUACGUCUGUCGAAGGUUCCGUGAUAGCAUCUCCUUCUGUUGGUAGUUUCUCUACUCUACCAGAACAAGAGAUAUCAGAUUUUCAGGCAGAUUCCCGAGACCUACAAGUGAAAGUAGAUAAUCCUCAGAAGCAUCUUGAGACUCUUGAAACUUAUAUUACUUUUCGUAUAACAACAAAAUCUACACGACCAGAAUUUGAAGAAGGAGAAUAUAUUGUUAGGAGGAGAUAUAAUGACUUUAUAUGGCUACGACAAAAAUUAGUAGAUUCGUAUCCAACACAUAUCAUACCACCAAUGCCUGGAAAACAUACACUACUUGCACAGUUAGAUCGUUAUUCCAAAGAAUUUAUUGUAGCACGCAUGAAAUUAUUACAUAUAUUUCUAAACAGAGUUGUUAAUCAUCCCAUUCUCAGCUGUGACAAAAAUUUACACAUUUUUUUGACUUCUAAACCUGCGGAAUUUCUUAUACAUCGUAAAAAUCGUGGAAAUGUCCUUGUAAAAAUGACAGAUUCAUUACAAAAUAUCGCAAGCACUUAUACUAUGAAACAACGUCACUUUGAGUUUGAGCAAAUUCGGGAAUAUUGUAUAGCUCUUAGCGAAAAAUUAGCAACCAUAGAUAAAAUAAAUCAUCGUAUACAAAAAGAUAGGCAAGAUUAUUUAGUUGAAUUACAUCAGUUACAUCCGAUAUUCACUUUAUGGGCAACUUCUGAACCAGAAUUAGCUCCAAUCUUAUUAGCAAUUGCCAAAGCAAUAGAAUGUAAUGCGGUGGCUCAUCAAAAACUUCUAGAAAAUGUUCCAAACGAAGAACGCGAAUAUAUUUCGUACAUAGACGCAGUUAAAGGUGCUCUAUCUCGACGCGAUUCGAUGCAAAUCGAGUACGAAAUGACAAUUGAAGAUCUCGCGAAAAAAAAAUUAGAAAAAGAUCAGCUAAUGGGUAUUGUAAGUGGAAAUAUUUCAACGCAGAAUUGGGGCGGAUCGCUAUGGAAAGCAGAAUCCCGCGAUGAAAAAUUAGAAAGAUUGGGACAAGCAAUUCCACGAUUAGCAAAGCAAGCGGAAUUAUUACAAGAUCGCGUAGAAUGUGCCAAUGAAAAUUUGCGCAGCGAUUUACAAAGAUGGAACGUAGAGAAACAAAUGGAUUUGAAAAAUAUGUUAAUCUUGAUGGCAGAUCGACAAAUCCGACAUUACCAGCAAUGUAUGAAUGCAUGGGAAGAAACUUUGGCCGGUUUAAAGUUAGAUGGAAUAGGAUCCGAUGUUAAUGUAGGAUCAUCGAUCAAGAUACCAAUUUGAAUCUUUUCAGAUAUAAAAAUUUUAUGAUAAAAUGGCUUUAUAAUACAAUAAGGUCAUGAAGUAACACGAAAACUUAAAUUAACAUGUUCAAUCUUAUAAAUAUAGCUAGGAAAAUUUUCGGCAUAGAGAAUUUAUAAUUAAAAUUUUACGUUAAUACUGUUUGAGGCUUUUUAUAAAUUAUGUUCAGUAGGAAAAUAUUGCUUUAAGUAAACUGCAUUUUUCGGCACACGUUAAUAUCGGCGCGUUAGUCGAUUCCUGAUAAAGCUAGAUGCUUGCUAAAAGGUACUUUCUACUGUACACGACUCAUACAUGUAAACCUCAAACAGUAUUAACUGCAAACGGGCCGUGAAACCCACAAAACUUUAAUUAAGAUUUUUAAAUAUAUUUUCUUUUGAAUCGCUAGUUAUUUUGGGACCAAAUACUAAAUUUCACUAUUCUUCUUUUGCCUUACUUUUUACCACAUAUAAUACAUUCACUGACAAUCAGUUCUUAGUUACCUAUAUGUGGUUAUUACCAAAGUUACUUAUAAUAUAGAUAGUCAGUGUAUAGUUCUAGAAUAUAAUUUACAAAUUCAAGCAAA